CGACCACGACCACGACCAACCCCGCAGAGACCACCACGACCACCGCCAACCCCGCGAGCAACACAACAUCUUCCACCCCACCAUCCGCGCAAGCGGCCAACAACGACGACGAUGAUUCCGACUUCGACGAGCUAGACGGUCCGUUUCCCCCGAUCUCCCAUCCCAUCCCAACUUUCUUUUUUGUUUUUUGUUCAAUGUGUUUUAACAGAAAGCGGGGUAACCGAAAACAGACGUCCUCGAUAACUUCAAUAAACCCGCUACCUCGACCACGCAGCCCCCUUCUGCUUCCUCUGCCUCCUCCGCUAAAGAUGCAACCGCCGCUACCGCCACGGACGAUGUCGAUCUCGACGAGGAAGCGUUCCUGAAGCAACUCGAGAAGGACAUGGCGAAUCUGAUGGGCGCGGGGGCGGGUGGUGACGCCUCCGGGUCAAUCCCCGAGGGUUUCGGCGAUGAGGAGUCCCUCGACAAGGAUGCGGAGAUGUUCGCCAAGUUACUCGAGGAGGGUGGGGUGUCGGCGGAGGAUUUUUUGAAGCAGUUGGUUGGGGAUAUGAUGAAGGGGGAGGCAGGGAGUGGGAAGUCCAGUGGUAGUGGGAGCAGCGGUGGCAGCAAGAAGAAGAAGAGUAAGAGCAAGAAGAAGGGUAGCAGUGGUGUUAGCGGUGGUGGUGGCGCGACGGCCGGAGAAGCGUCCGCGACCAAGAGUGCAGCUGAUGCAGCAACUGAUGCAACUGCAACUGCUGCUGCUGCUGCGGCGACACCGGAGACCUUCAACGAUACCAUCCAACGGACGAUCGAGCGGAUGAAGGAGUCCGGCGACAAGGCGACGGCCGCGGCCGAGGAAGAAGACGGAGACGCGGAUGACCUGGUGGCGCAGCUGAUCAAGGCGAUCGAGGCGGGCGCGGGCGCGGGGGGCGGCGACGGCGAUGACGCCGACCUGACCAAGAUGUUCCAGGGGAUGAUGGAGCAGCUGUCCAACAAGGAGAUCCUGUACGAGCCGAUGAAGGAGCUCAACACCAAGUUCGGCCCCUGGUUGGCCGAGAACAAGGCCGCCGGCAAGGUGUCCGGGGAGGAGCUGCAGCGCUACGAGAAGCAGGCCGCUGUCGUGGCGCAAAUCGUCGCCAAGUUUGAGGAUCAGGCGUACACGGAUGAGGAUCCCAAGUGUCGCGAGUAUGUGUGGGAGAAGAUGCAGGAGAUGCAAGCUUGUGGCAAUCCUCCGGAUGAGCUGAUUCCGGCGCCUAUGAUGGAGGAUCUCAUGGGUGGAGGGGCCGGGGCUGGGGCCGGGCCCGGGGCUCCGGACUGUCCGCAGCAAUAGAGCUCUGUUUCUUGUUCUCGCAAUGUUGGAUGCUGAUGUUGUUUGAUCGGAUGUUAUGAUUGCCGUUCUUCUGGCAUUUGUCUAUGUCUUGUACAUAUAUCCCUCUGUUUGCGCUCUCCUUAGACGUAUGUCAUGAUGGUUUGAUGUAGUGGCUAGCACCAGAAAGUAGUGACUCUGUGCGUAAAGGUC
Molecule: messenger RNA, 1498 nt
Organism: Aspergillus uvarum CBS 121591
Lineage: Eukaryota; Fungi; Ascomycota; Eurotiomycetes; Eurotiales; Aspergillaceae
Gene: pex19
Product: putative peroxisomal membrane protein receptor Pex19
Exons: 2
Coding region: 383-1309 (308 amino acids)
Biological process (GO): protein import into peroxisome membrane
Cellular component (GO): peroxisomal membrane; peroxisome
Source: RefSeq, a predicted model, not a curated record